Sycon ciliatum is the source of this 3075-nucleotide messenger RNA. Its product is annotated as Krueppel-like factor 12. The transcript has 2 exons. The coding region runs from base 126 to 1916 and encodes 596 amino acids. Gene Ontology annotation, molecular function: RNA polymerase II cis-regulatory region sequence-specific DNA binding; DNA-binding transcription factor activity, RNA polymerase II-specific. The record is from RefSeq and is a predicted model, not a curated record. Lineage: Eukaryota; Metazoa; Porifera; Calcarea; Leucosolenida; Sycettidae. Gene Ontology annotation, biological process: regulation of transcription by RNA polymerase II.
GACUAGCAAUCAGUUCGCCGGUUACUCGAGGCGGAGCUAGGUGGAGGAAAACUAGAAGAAAACUUGAAGCUUAUCAGCUGUCCCAGAACAACCUACAAUCCGCCAUAGACUGACUAAGCGUUUACAUGCUGCUCCAAAUUCUCAACCACGCACUGGCUAACAGCAUGACAGCUACGGAAACGUUACAGGCAUUUCUCGACUCGCUGCCUUCGCACAGCAGAGAUUUGCUGGAGCAAUUGCGGCGCAUGGAGGAGCAAUGUCCCGGUGUGUUUGACGAUGAGACCCAGUCACCAACAUCCUCUUCACCAUUGUUCAGCUGUUCACCUAGCAGCACCAGCAGCGAGGCAUCGAGCUGGGAAGGAAACGCCAGUGCCUAUAUGAGCAAGCAGCGGGAUGAUGAGAUGCUCAGUCUAAGUGGCAAUGGGCAGCAGCAAAGCAGCGGUGGCCUCGAGUCUAUUGACAAGAUAUUUGGCAGUGCAGUCAGCGGUGCGAGCACUACAAAGCCAGCCGGCUCUACUACAGCAGCGGACAAGGCAGACCAUCUGACUAGUUUCUACUUUCCCAGCAGCGUGUCCUCUCUUCUACCGCUGUCACAGAUGCCCGCAGUUUCCAGCUGUGUGCAAGCCAAUAGCACCAGCAUGCAGCAACAGCAGUUGACAUCACCCGGCAUCAGCUGCCUGGAAUCGCCUCCCGCCGACUACUCUGAUGUCCUGCUCACGCGACUCCUGACUGCACCCGUCCAGCAGCCGUCCUCCAUGCUAUCAUCCAGCGUCAACGUAGAGAUCGACUUGAAGCUCCACAACCUGAACACGAUGCAGUCGCUCAACGAGGGUUCACCUAAUGUUGAGCACAACACAAGUGAGCAGUCAAACUUCUUCCAGUCAAGCUCCACGACACCUACUAGCAUUACUCUACCUCCUCAGCUGUCCACUUCACAAGUCAAUAGCAACUUGGAUCAACCGUCCACUAGCACCAACUUCCAGCUAACCUCUCCACCGCCCACUACGUCCGACAUUGAGACGUCCUUCAACGAGCUCAUGCUUGAUCAAACACCGUCAGACCUGCACCGAAUCCUGUUCCCUGGACACUCACUGUUUCCAGACUGCAGCGGCAGUAAGACUAAGUCGGGCCAGGUCGCCGAACAAGCAGACAUACUGUCCCCACACAUGGACAGGCUGUGUGACCCGUCAAGCUGCAUUCCCACAAGACAGCAGUCCAACCAAGCUGAUGACAGGUGCAAGGAAAAUGUGCCCGCCUUCACUGCUCGCAUCAAUGACUCCUUCAGCACAUCGAAAACAACGACUGCAACAACUUCGUCCGCCUUGUCAACACCGCCCUCUUCCGAAUCAUCUUCAUCGUUCCUCUAUCCCAGCUGUAGCUCGUCAUAUCCUCCUAAAAGUCUUUCAUUUCAGCAUGGUAACUUUGUUGCUGAACCGAAUCAACCUGUCCCUCCUCUCUCCGUCACUGAGUUUGAGGCCAUCUUGAAGAAGGCCCAAAAGGAGGGCAAGCCAGGUGUGCCCAUACCGCGCAAACCCAAGAAGCGACCAUCGGCGCCACGCAAGAGGAACCACUUCUGCAACUUUGAGGGCUGUGACAAGGUUUACACAAAGUCGUCGCAUCUGAAGGCGCAUCAGCGCACCCACACAGGAGAGAAGCCAUUCCCCUGCACCGCACCGGGCUGCAACUGGCACUUUGCCAGAGCGGACGAGCUGACCCGCCACUACCGUAAGCACACCGGGGACAAGCCGUUCCGGUGCGCUUACUGCGAGCGCUCGUUUGCUAGAUCGGAUCACCUGGCUCUGCACUACCGACGCCAUAUGCUGCCCGGGCCCAAUGGCAAGGUGGUCCAAUCUUUCUCCUCCAGCCAAGUCAACACAACAGCGGUGGGCAACAAUAGUCAUUCCAAGAAGACAUGACUUCCACACUCCACCUGCUGCUGACUUCCAACGUCUCAAUCCUAGUUGCCAAUCCAAUGGCCUGGACUACCGGAAUCCCGCUAACUGCACCGCGGCGACGAGCAAUGUCGGGAAUAGUGCCAGAUGAUUGCUGUCACCGUCCACAUGCCCGCCACACUCUCGUCAUCAUCGGCUCUCCUUGAGAGCCAACCUGCACGCACCACAAGACAACAACUUGCUGCUCACUAAUAACACGAGCAGCAGCUCCAGUCAUUACCACGGCUGCACACGGUGUGUUCGCUCUUUUUGCCACGGAAUACGGUGGAUACUGAUCUCCCGGCGGCUGCCAUGUCGUUAAGAGUCUGCGCUCGAAAGCUUCUACACCAGCGAUGGUUCUAUUUGAAGCUUUCUAGACUCUGCUAGCUGACAUUGUCGUCCACAAUCUGCACUUUGUUUUGUUGCUGCUCCACUCCUAAUGCCGUGUGGCUAAGAGUGUAGCAACAGCUCUGCAACCUAUUGAUCUAUCCGCCCGCUACAUGUCUUCCCCAUGUUUGUUUAGUGUUCAUUGACUCUGCCUCGUAUUUCUAACUCCACCUAUCCUUUAACAAUAGCCAUAACCUAUUUCACCCGCAAUCUUCACUUCACGCGGACACGUCACUUAUUCGCGUACAUGCACUAAUGCUACAUAGAAUCUCAUUGUGAGCUGCUGCUGUUGUUUUCUCUCUGCGGCACGAUUAUUAUGAAGCUCUAUGGCUUUGCUUUUAACCCUGAAUUAUUAUACGCCGCUAUUCUUAACCCGAGACGUACACUGACUAUUUUAUGCUUAACCCUAGAUGCACUUUUUUUCUUCGUGCGAAACUGCACAAUGAUUGUAUAUUUUUAACCUUAUGAUACCUAGCAAUAGCACUCAAUGCUCGCGUCUACUGUAUUUCCUUCCCAGAGAUGUGGUCCAGUCUCUUCAUUUGUCCACUCUGAGUCUUUUCCGCAAUCAAAUAAGCCUAUCAAUCUACUUGCCAGCUUGAUUCAUCUUAGAAAGUUUCCGUGUUGAUUAGCUUCUAUUAUUAAUUUUCUUCAAUUUUUCUUUAAUUUGAGAUAGGCUCGAAUUAUUACAAUUAUUUUACAAGUACUUACUCUAGUAAUUAUGAACUUGAGAGUGUCCGUUAACUCCUUCCUAAGCUCA